Molecule: messenger RNA, 2001 nt
Organism: Drosophila serrata
Lineage: Eukaryota; Metazoa; Arthropoda; Insecta; Diptera; Drosophilidae
Gene: nemy
Product: cytochrome b561 family member no extended memory
Molecular function (GO): oxidoreductase activity
Source: RefSeq, a predicted model, not a curated record
AGCUGCUCCUCCUCUGCCAUAGUCAGUGUGCGUGUGUGCCGGUCUGUUUGCGGAGUUUCCACCGCAUCCAUCACGCUCCUCUUCACGUCCAGCUCCUCCGGAGGGAUGCAGCAGAUGCAGAUGCAGAUGCAGUCGUGCAGCUCGUGCCCGGGCAGAUGAAUUAAUUGUGGAAAAUAGUUAAAUUCCAGCUCGUUGAAGCGGCAACAAAUCCAAUUAAGCAUAUACACCAUUUAGUGGCGAGUUGUGCAUAAUUGAGUAAUUAAGUUUCAUAGAAAAGGGUUUUUAAAACACCGUCGCCGCACACAGACACGCCGCAGCAACUUGGGCCAAAGGAACAGCGGCAUCAAAAUUGAUUGCUUUCGCAUGGACACGAACUCGGUGAGCCCAUUGCCACCGAUGGAGGAGGCUAUGGACAGGGUCAGCGAGAAGUCACCGCCAGGAACACCCAAUGGCAUUGAGAUGCCACCGCCGCCUGAUGAAAAGCGCUAUGAGGAGGAUCCGGACAAUGCCUGGAACUGCUGCUCGUGGUGCGAGUACUUGCUGAUCGUCAUCCUGUCCACGAUCCUGCUGGUGGGCGUCCUCGUGCUGACCCUCUUCUGGGUGAUGUUCUAUCGCGAUGGCUUCGCCUGGUCGGAGAGUCCCAAGCAGCAGUUCAAUCUCCAUCCCAUCUUGAUGAUUGCCGGCUUCGUGACGCUCUCUGGAUUUUCCAUCUUGAUCUACCGCCUGUGCCGGUGCGUGAAACACAUCUACGUGAAGCUCAUCCACAUGUUCUUCCAUGCCGUGGCCAUUCCGUGCAUCGCCCUCGGUUUCCUCUCCGUCUUUGACUCCCACGAGGCGUUGCAAAAGGUCAACUUCUACAGCCUCCACUCGUGGCUGGGCCUGGUGACAAUGGGCAUGUUUGUGCUCCAGUUCGUGAUUGGCUUCUUCAGCUUUCUGGUGAUGCUGUGCUGUGAGAACAAGACCUACAGCUGCCGCUCCGCCAUGGUGCCCAUCCAUGCCAGUCUGGGUCUGGCCAACUUCUGGCUGGCCAUUGCCACAUCCGUCACGGGAUUAAUUGAGAAGGAGCGUGAGACUGCCAAUGAAACGGGUGUGAGCACGGAGAACAAGCUCGUGGAGCAUUACAUCACCAGUGCCAUUGGCAUUACACUGAUCUUCAUUGGUAUUAUCGUUACCUUUGCCGUGCGGCGGUCCAACGCUCCCGCCUCCGCGAAGGUUUACGUUACCGAGCGCAUUUAGGCCCGUCUUGGGGCUCGUCGGAGUCUCCGUCGCCGGAAUCGGUCCACGGCCAGGACGGAAAGCGAGUCGCAUGUGUAUCCGAGGAUCGUAUGGAGCUCUGCACUGGACCCCGACCCCGAGCCCGACUCCGACAAGGACUCGGGUAGCCGGAUCCAGGUCGUCCUAUCGCCGGGCUUUACGCACAGAGACCACGCUUCUGCAUCUGUAUCCGAACCCUUUGUAACCUUUUAUAUGCCAAAUUAAGUCCUCUCCAUACACUUAGACUCCGCCAAUGGCGCCUAUCAAAAUCUUAACUCACUUUCAAGUUCUCCGUAGACGCAUAGGAUUAGGAAUCUCAGAAAAGAGCCGACCAAGCAAGCAAAUCUAAUCAAAAUUGAAGUGUUCAGCCGAACUUACUGCUGGCGUUCAGCACCCACACGCAUGAUUAUCCAGUUUUUUCGGUACUAUAGUAGAAUUUUGAUAUAAGCCCAUGUUACUAGCGUAAGUGUAUCGUAUCUAUCAGGGGACAGACUCACAGAAAUCGCUGGAGAGAGACGAUUGCGAGGAAGCCAAUCUAGGGGUAUCUUGAGAGCUCCCAAGCCAGAGAUUCGUGUGCGUCCCCUGAAUUAACCUUACCACAUAGCGCAUUAAAUGUACCCACUCGGACUCAAGCUGUCGCAUUUGAUGUUGUUUAUAAUCGUUCAAGUACUUGUAUUUCAUAAUGCGCUAAGCAAUAUAAGCUGUAAACCAAUUUUACAAACAAAUAAUAAACGAUAAUUUGCCCUG